Molecule: messenger RNA, 2005 nt
Organism: Periconia digitata
Lineage: Eukaryota; Fungi; Ascomycota; Dothideomycetes; Pleosporales; Periconiaceae
Source: the annotation of a GenBank genome assembly
CCUCAUCUGGCGACUGGAAUUCGCGGAUGACAAUUUCCAUGAUCUGGCUGGUAUAGUAGUUGGAGUAUUCCUCGUCCAUGAGCGGAACCACGUAACCAACAGCCUUCAAGAAUGAGGCGAGGGCUUUGCCACGUUGUCGUCGAGCACCUGUCCAAAGCGGGUUCAAAAUCUCGUCGAACGAUUCGAUACCAUAUGGCGCAGCUGCUUCUGCCAAUGCAGCAAUGGCAAGUGCAGUGACCAUCCGUACUUUGGGCUGCUCAUCACUAAGGUUUUCGCCAAUGCAUUCCACCAAACCUUUCAAAUGGGGGAGAAUAGCGCAUCCCAUGAGAAUAGGAAUCUGCUGCACGAUCUUGACACCAGUAUGUCGGGCGUGCCACGACUUUUUGCUUCGGCAGACAGCUCGCAAGAAAGGAAGGAGGGCGGGGAUACCGAGUGCUGAUGCGACUACAGCAAAGGCUCGAGCGGUGGUGUUACGCACGUAUUCAUCCUGGUGGUCGAGAUCGGGUCGCAUUGUACUAAUCAUAUGGGCUAGGCCAGCGGCCUUGGCCAAAUUGGAAAUAAUUUCACGACCCUCGACACGGGCAUAGUAGUCCUGGUCAAUCAGAAGGGGCUCGAUGACAACGAGAAUCUUGUUAAAUGCCGCUCUUGAUCCUCUAGUGUACGCUCCAUGAGCAGGGGUAGGAUUUGAUUGAACAAAGCUCCUGGGCCAAACACUCGCGCAUUGUCGAAGCCGCAUGAUCUUGCGCUCCUUGAGCUCUUCCACAGACAUCUCGUUCUCGUCGGCUCCAUCGGUGAGCUUUCCAAAGUACUUCAUGUCUUCGUUCUUGAAGAACUGAAGAUCUCCAACACCUGGAAUCUCGGUGGGCAGCUGCUUGCCCAUCAUAGCCAUGCUAUUGUCUGCUUCGGGUACUAGAUAGCCUUGAUAACCAGUGGGAAGGGCAGGCAUUCCCACAGGUCUACGUACAGGUUCGUAACCUGGUGGUGGUUCAAGGAUUUUGUAGCCUUCUGAAGGAAGCAUCAUGUCGAGUUGUUCAUCGGAGAGUGGAGCAUUGCGGGCCGAUAUGUCGGUCCCAAACGCGAAAGACUGAGGAGCGACAGGUUGGGCAACAGUUGUGGCAGGCGCAGGAGCGGGGGCCGGGUUUGAUGGAGCAAUAAUUGUAGUAUCCCACCGCGAGCGGACAGGUCCUGCAGUGGAGUCAAGAGCCUCGUUCUUUGCUUCGGUCUCUUCUUCACCCUCUGAGCCCGGAGACCAUCGCGACCGUUUCUUUGUGGUAAGUUCUGCCGGUACCUCCUCGGUCGCUGCGGGCUCAUCACCAGCGUCAUCCCACCUGCGCCUCUUCCGUUUCUUCUCCACUGGAGGUGUCUUGCUGCCAUCCCGAUGAGCCACUGCGCCGUCCUGGAGCGUCGGUUUGUGGUCCAACACCUCGUUGCCGUUCUUCUCUCGAUCUUCGAUCAGGCGUUGAAUGCGCGCUUCCUCGCGCUCCAGCUCGCGUUCCUUCAUAACGUCCUGAUAUGUCGCACCGCCAUUGGCACCGUCCUUGGCGAAAGGAUCUGCACGUGUCGGAGAAAGUGCGCGAUCGAAUCGACGACGCUGGUAGUCGGUUUCACGCGAGGCAAUCUGUGCCUGUUGCUCGCGGCUCUGCAGGAUGUCGUCCUCAGCGGUAUCUCCGUGGGCGAAUUCAUUGAGCAUGUCCUUAGAAGCUGUGUACUGCCCAACCAGCCGCCUUCCGUUCAUUUCUCCGGCAUCUUCCAUAUCCUCAUCCUCGAUAGCGGCGAUGGAUGUGUUGUAGCCGGCAUAUUUAUCGACGCCGUUGCCUCCGUACAAGCUCUGGUCUUGCGCCUCUAGGAGUGACUGCUUGCUCGAGGUGUUUUCAUCGGCGGAGCCGUUGGCCAUGGAUUUCUUUCCUGAGCGCGGGCCGGCCAUUGUGCUGCAGGUGUCGGGGUAUCGUAUUGACGGUGAAGGUAAGGUGUCGCGUCGAGGGGGGGAAAGUUUGAGAUGCGUUGC